AUGCUGGCUUCCGGCUUUGCAAACACGCCCGUCACGCGUGCGCUGGUGGUGGGCGUGGUGCUCUCCGCCUUCCUCGCCAGCAUCACCGACACCAAAUACUAUUUCUGGAUCCAGCCGCGCCCGCAUCUCCUCGACUACUGGCAAUACUGGAGACUGCUCACGUGGCAGCUAUGCUAUACGAAUAGUACCGAGGUGCUCUUCGCCGCCAUGACUCUCUACCAACUCCGCAUCGUGGAGAGACUGUGGGGCAGUCGGAAGUUUGCCUCUUUCAUCAUCUCCACUUUUCCCUACACUGCCCUCCUCCCGCCCAUCCUUCUGGCUGUCGUCAUCCGCCCACUCAGCUUCGGGCAUAUCAACUACCUGCCCGCGGGACCUACGGCCAUCAUCUUCUCCUUGCUGGCACAGUAUCACGCCGCGAUCCCCUACGCCUACAAAUACCGUGUAUCAAGCUCUCUGCCACCUGGGCCAGACCGCGGAUUCAUGCUCACAUCGAAAUCCACCUCCUACCUUCUUCCCCUUCAACUCGCCCUCUCUCAACUUCCAGGCUCGGCCAUCGUAGCCGCGAUCGGAUGGCUUGUGGGCUUUGCGUACAGAAGAGACGUUCUCCCUGGUGCGGGCAAGUGGCGAUUGCCCGGGUGGAUCCUGGGCGGAAGAGCACAGAAAGAGCGAUACGAUACGUUACGGCGGAGGAUGGAGGGGGAAGCAGGGCGGACAACGGGCGUGGACGUGGAUGCCAAUCGCGACCAAGCGAGGAGGAGGGGGGUCAUCGGUGGGCUGGUCGAUCAGUUCAGAGGUGCUUUUUAG
Molecule: messenger RNA, 804 nt
Organism: Neohortaea acidophila
Lineage: Eukaryota; Fungi; Ascomycota; Dothideomycetes; Mycosphaerellales; Teratosphaeriaceae
Exons: 2
Coding region: 1-804 (267 amino acids)
Molecular function (GO): serine-type endopeptidase activity
Source: RefSeq, a predicted model, not a curated record